Vicia villosa (hairy vetch) is the source of this 447-nucleotide messenger RNA. RefSeq lists its product as uncharacterized. NCBI's taxonomy places the organism in Eukaryota, Viridiplantae, Streptophyta, Magnoliopsida, Fabales, Fabaceae. Bases 1 to 447 code for a protein of 148 amino acids. The record is from RefSeq and is a predicted model, not a curated record. The transcript has a single exon. Gene Ontology annotation, molecular function: zinc ion binding.
AUGGAUUCCCUUUUCGCAAGAAGAGGUGAGCAGUGGAGUGCAGUUUUAGAAUCGGGACAACUGUUUAGCGAAAGUUGCAUGAAAUUUAUGAAAGAACAAUCUGCCAAAGCCAACAACCAUCAUGUUAUAUCUUUCGAACAAUUCAACCGCACAUUUAGUGUCAAAGAGAUAAUUGACCAUAAUGAGGGCCUGCCGAGACAAGAGUACAGGGUUCUGCUAGAAGAAGGGUGGUGCGAUUGCGCUAAGUUUCAAGUGUUUCGUAUGUCUUGCUCCCAUGUUAUAGCAGCAUGUUCAUAUGCGCACCAAGAUGUCUUAACACUCUUAUCUCCCAUUUAUAAGAUCGACACCUUGCUCGGAGUAUACAACAAUGCAUUUCCAGUGAUGGCAAAGGAGGAUUACUGGCCUGCGUAUGAGGGACAAGUAGUUUGGCAUAAUGAUAUGAUGUGA